AUGGACAGCAUCACUGAUGAUUCAAUAUUCACGAGUACAAAGAAUACAAGAGACGAGUUGACUUUGACUGAACCUACCCUGCUAACGACUGGUGAACAACGGCCACCCGAUGAGGACGAGAUCGAUUCCAUUUUGCUGACUCAAUUGCCCUUUUUCCCCAGUGCACGCUAUGAUCCGUUGUUGCUGUUUUCCUGUGAAGAGCUCAUAUCUGACAAGUUCCCCACUACAAGGUAUGCAUUUGAUGGGUUUAUCGGGUUCCACUCGUUAAAGAUUUGCAGCUCCAACGCAAAGCAGAUGUCCAAGUAUUUGCAAUUGGCUAUGGGGUUUGAAGAAGUUGCGUACAAGGGGCUAGAGAACAAUUCGAGAUUAGUUGCUUCGCAUGUUGUGCAAAAUGGAGCCAUUUCGUUGGAGAUUGUAAACACGUUGGAGACUUUUAAAGAUGACAAUGUGUUGAAAUUCCCCUACUUCAAAAACGACUUGAGCAAAAUGGAAAGCUUUGACUCGCGAUCAAAGUCGUAUGUCGAUGACUUUAAAAUCACCACCGAAGAUUUGGUGUUUGAUUACGUGAAUAAUAAAGUCGUUGGGUUGAGUUGCAACCCCAUCCAGUCGCUGGAGUUUGCGAGAAACAUGUUCCAAACCAUUAUCCACAGUGUCCAAUACCGCGACCUCACGCAAAACUUUAAUGAGCUCGUCGUGAAAACGGUGAAUGACUCAGAAGCCAUAUACAACGAUAUCAUGGAGUGCACCUUGAUCCAGAAAUUCCUAAAGUGCCAUGCCGAAGGGGUGAUGGAUAUUGCAUUCAACGUGAGAGACAUUGACUCUGUGUUUAACAAAGCCGUGGAAGCAGGUGCAGGAAUCAUUCGCCCACCAAGAAAGCUAACCGAUGCAAACGGUACUGUGAAAUUGGCAACGUUGACUGUACCUAAUACUGAUCUCCAGCACACCUUGAUUGAAAAUGUCAAUUACACGGGACCUUUCCUCCCAGGUUAUUCCAACACAGUCAGGCACAACUCUUGUGAAUACCAGAAACAGCUCGACCUGCUACCGCCGAUAAGACUAAUAGCCAUUGAUCAUUGCGUGGAAAACUUUUCGUGGAACCAAAUGCUUGUCCAAGCACGCGUUUAUGCUGAGAUGUUUGGCUUCCACAAGUUUUGGUCGGCGGAUGAAGAAGACGUUUCAACGGGGUUCACUGCGUUGCGAUCUAUGGUUAUGAGUUCCAGCAAUGGGCUCAUCAAGGUGCCCAUCAACGAGCCGGUGAAGUCGAAAUUCAAGGGACAAAUUGAAGAGUUUAACGAUUUCUACGGCGGACCGGGUGUCCAGCACAUUGCGUUUAGAACCAACAAUAUAAUCCAAACUGUGCGCGCUAUGAUCCAAAGAGGCAUAGAGUUCAACAAGACUAGUGACCAUUACUAUGAGACUUUACUUAAUCGAAUGCGCAAGGAUAAAGUCAAGUUAUACGAAGAUAUGCACGAGCUACGUAAACUCAACAUCUUGGUGGACUAUGAUCCAUCGACGAGGAAUAAGAAAACGGGUAAAUGCCACUAUAUCUUGCAGAUUUUCUCACAACCAUUGCAUGACCGACCUACGUUGUUUAUCGAGAUUAUCCAACGGCAUCACCAUAACGGAUUCGGCAAGGGGACGUUUAAAGGUCUAUUUGAAACCAUCGAGCAGCAGCAGAGAUUGCGUGGAACGUUCAUAGAAGUAAAUAACAGUCUCGACAGUAGUGGCAGCAGUAGAUAA
Messenger RNA from Lodderomyces beijingensis, 1740 nucleotides. The record is from the annotation of a GenBank genome assembly. NCBI's taxonomy places the organism in Eukaryota, Fungi, Ascomycota, Pichiomycetes, Serinales, Debaryomycetaceae.